Messenger RNA from Sceloporus undulatus (fence lizard), 2216 nucleotides. RefSeq lists its product as uncharacterized. The transcript is spliced from 2 exons. NCBI's taxonomy places the organism in Eukaryota, Metazoa, Chordata, Lepidosauria, Squamata, Phrynosomatidae. The record is from RefSeq and is a predicted model, not a curated record. The coding region runs from base 61 to 1023 and encodes 320 amino acids.
CAUAAUUUACUUAUUCUAAAUGGCUCGGAGUAUUUUCCAAACACAAAUGGUUUCACUUUUAUGGCUGCAGGAGGGAGAAGCUCUAUUGACUAUGUUUUAUCCAGUCCAGUCCUGAUGAAUCUGAUUACAGCUUUUGAGGUCUGCCAUAGAAUAGAAAGUGAUCAUAUGCCACUAGUAGUCUCUAUGGUAUUACCCAAAUUAGCUACUCCAUCUUCCAUAAAUCCUGAGACAUUUGUUAAUUACGAAAGAUUAAAACGAAUUCAUUGGAACUCUAGAACAAUAGAGGCAGUCAGUGAAAUCUUUAAAGAAGCCUGUGCCUUAACGGUAAUAAAUGACCUAGCUAAUAGUACUACAAUAGAAAAUGCACUGGUAAAUUAUGGGAAAAUAAUAUCUAUUGUGAGUAAUAAAACAGCUACUUAUAUAAAUCCAACUAGAGGGAGGAAUUCGUGGUUUGAUAAAAGUUGUCUUAUAGAGAAAAAGAACCUUAGACAAAUUUUCCAACUUGCUUUAAAUAGCCCUGAGGAAAAUUUCAGACCUUACCUAAAGGCCCGGGUAGAAUUCUAUAAGUAUAUCGAAGAUAAAAAGAAAGCUUUUUAUCAGCAAAAUUGGGCCGAUCUAGAUAGAGAUCUGAAUUCAAAUGAUACCAAAACAUUCUGGAUAGCAGUAAGGAGGCACUUGAAUAAUAACCUAAAAUUAUCUAGUCCUGGCAUUCAGCCCCAAAUAUGGGUAUCGUAUUUUACUAAUAAGAUGCAAACUAAAUCAAUUGAUAAUAUUGUCGUGAUUGCAAACCCCUCUAUUAUUUGGAGUCCUGUUUCACCAGAUGAAGUAUAUCAACUAAUUCUUAAACUAAAAUCUGCUAAAUCGCCGGGUUAUGAUACUAUUACGGCAGAGGUUUUGAAACAUUGUCCAGAAUUAUGGUCCAAAGCUUUGGCAAAUUUAUUCACCCUGGUAAACAACACGGGGGUGAUUCCAACAAGCUGGAAGGAUUCAAUAAUUAUUCCUAUCUUUAAAAAAAGGCGAUAAGCAUGAGCCAGCAAAUUAUCGCCCGAUAAGCUUGCUUUCUAUUGUAGGUAAACUAUAUGACAGCUAUUUGGCAAUGAAACUGCAAAGCUGGAUGACUACUCAAGCCAUCCUGGGACCUGAACAAGCGGGCUUUAGAGGUCACAUGUCUACCACUGAUCAUAUUACAGUUAUUUCAUUUUUAAUUAAUAAAUAUAUUUCCCGUCCUAAAGGGAAAUUAUAUGCUGCGUUUAUUGAUCUAAAAGCGGCAUUUGAUCUUAUUCAUCGACCUACACUUUGGAGUAAAUUGGAUAGUUUAAGUAUAGAUUCAAGACUCUUGUUUUUGUUGAGCCAAAUCCAUACCAACAAUCGCUGUAGGGUAAAAUUUACUGAAAGUGGUCAUUUAACUGACCCAAUCUAUUCAGGAAUUGGUGUAAGGCAAGGCUGUGUCCUAGCUCCUCAUUUAUUUAAUUUAUUUGUAGCAGAUCUUCCAAAUUUCAUGUCAUCGGUUGACACCCAUCCUCCUAUGUUAGGAAAUCGCCCACUUUUAGUGUUACAAUAUGCUGAUGACACUGUAUUAUUGUCGCGGACUCAGGUGGGCUUAAAGAGAGCCCUGAAUAGAUUUAGUGAAUAUUGUGUUAAGUUUCACCUACAGAUUAAUGUUAACAAAUCAAAGGUCUUGGUAUUUUCAAAAAGAUUCACUCCAAGGAAAUGGAAGAUGAAUAAUCAAUCUAUAGAACAGGUAAAAAUGUAUACAUAUUUGGGAGUUCUAUUCCAUUACAACGGUCUUUGGGUAAAGCAGAGAGAAAAGGUUAUACAUUCUGGGAAAAGAGAGUUGGCAAUGUUGCAAUCCUUUUACUAUAAGAAGGGAAAUCAAGAUGUCCUUGCAGCCUUGAAAAUCUAUAAAACCAAAAUUAGACCUCAAAUAUUAUAUAGUACAUCUGUAUGGGUAACAGCUUUCAACAAAGAGGUUGAAAAUUUACAAUCUCGGUUUUGCAGAAAAUUGUUAUCUAUUCCGCCAUGCGUUCAUUAUUUAACGCUAUAUGACGAGCUUGGUUUGGUUACACUUGAGACCACUGCCUGGUUGAUGGCAUAUAAAUAUUGGCUUAAAAUUCAUUAUAGACCAAAUAGAUCUAGUUUAAUUUGGUUUCUCUUAUCUGAUAAUUAUUAUACUAAUUGGUCAAAAGCCUUUGAAGACAAUCUAAAAUUAAAGGGUU